Molecule: messenger RNA, 1698 nt
Organism: Vigna umbellata (rice bean)
Lineage: Eukaryota; Viridiplantae; Streptophyta; Magnoliopsida; Fabales; Fabaceae
Product: AT-hook motif nuclear-localized protein 11-like
Molecular function (GO): minor groove of adenine-thymine-rich DNA binding
Source: RefSeq, a predicted model, not a curated record
UUUUGUACACUCUCACUUCUCACUUUCACACACACAGCACACACAACAACACACAAACACAGCACACACACAUACUCUCUCUCUUCUGUGCUCUUCUGUCACCCACCGCUCUUUAAUUCCGCAUGAAACCGUUGAACGUUUUUCAACUCUCUGCCUUCAUAAGGGUCCUCCAAUUCUCUACCACCACUACACACACCCUUUUAAGUUUUGAUUCUCUCUCCUCACAUAGAUAGGUGGAAUUGAAUAUUGAGGGGUUUCAAGGUCUAGUAAAUGCAUGGAUCGAGGGGACCAAAUGUUAUCUGGCUCUGCAUCUUACUAUAUGCAGAGAGGAAUACCUGGUGCUGGAACUCAAUCUGAACUGCACAACUCGCCUAAUAUUAGAUCAUUGUCUAAUCCUAAUUUACCAUUUCAAUCAAGCAUUGGUGGUGGUGGUACCAUUGGAUCCACAUUACCGUUGGAGUCUACAGGAAUUUCAUCUCCAUGUGUCAAUGUGAGUGCUCCUUCUGGUGCUGUGCCAGGGGAAUCUGCCAAAAGGAAGAGAGGAAGGCCUCGAAAAUACGGGCCGGACGGAACUGUGUCGUUGGCAUUGACUCCAACGCCAGCAAGUCAUCCUGGAGCCCUGGCACAAGGCCAGAAACGAGGUAGAGGGCGCCCACCAGGAUCAGGGAAGAAACAGCAGUUGGCUUCUCUUGGUGAACUGAUGUCUGGUUCAGCUGGGAUGGGUUUCACUCCUCAUAUCAUUACCAUAGCAGUUGGAGAGGACGUUGCCACAAAAAUCAUGGCAUUUUCUCAGCAGGGUCCAAGAGCUAUAUGUAUUUUGUCAGCCAAUGGUGCUGUGUCUACUGUGACUCUUCGCCAGCCUUCAACAUCAGGUGGCACAGUCACAUAUGAGGGGCGUUUUGAGAUAUUGUGCCUGUCAGGCUCUUACUUGGUUGCCGAUGGUGGUGGCUCCCGCAAUCGAACUGGUGGAUUAAGUGUUUCCCUUGCAAGUCCUGAUGGCCGUGUCCUUGGCGGAGGAGUUGGUGGAGUGCUUAUUGCUGCAAGUCCAGUUCAGGUGAUAGUUGGAAGCUUUACAUGGGGUGGAUCAAAGACAAAGAUCAAGAAAAAAGAACCUUCAGAAGUGGCAGAAGUUGCUAUAGAGACUGAUCAUCAGACAGUUCAUAAUCCCGUCGCAAUGAAUAGCCUCUCGCCAAAUCAAAAUCUUACUCCAACCUCAUCUUUAAGUCCGUGGCCAGCAUCACGAUCAUUGGAUAUGCGCAACUCUCAUAUUGACAUUGAUUUAAUGCGCGGGUGACAAUUUAUUUAGCAUAUGCCAGUACUGAGUAUAUAUUUCAGAUUCAUGGUCACUCAUCUAAUUUUCCUGUAGUAGUAACUACAGCAUGGGAACUACCAACAGCAGAGUAGAAGCCAGCUGACUUAUGGAAAUUUGAUAAAAUGUCACCUAUCUCUACCCAUGAUUGACUGUAGGGUUGUACUCAAUAUUUUUGUAGCUGUGAGGAAUUUUAAUUUGAAGAUUUUGCGUUAUUGGUUGAAAACAGACUGUUGUUUAUAUCCUAUUUGAAAGAAAUUGGCAAUUGAGGUAGAUGCUUUGUGGUUUUGAGGCACACAUUAUGAUAUAAAUUAGUGUGACUUUUGUCAUUGAACUAUAGUCUCCUGAAAGGCAAUGACAAUGGGUGCAUGAAGAUUUACUACUAGGAA